Linum trigynum is the source of this 291-nucleotide messenger RNA. The record is from the annotation of a GenBank genome assembly. Lineage: Eukaryota; Viridiplantae; Streptophyta; Magnoliopsida; Malpighiales; Linaceae.
AUGUCUAGCCGUCGCCGCCGCUGUAGCCGUCACCGUCGCCGUAGCUCGCCGUGCUGCCCAUGUGCCAACAAGUCUUCUCUUCCUCACCUCCAUGGGAAGCACCGGUUCAAGGACAACAACGAGGAUGAGUUGUUCGACGUCUUUCUCCUCUUCAAUAUUUCUCGCAACUUCCUUUUGCUCUCCAUCCGCGCCUGGGACAACGACGGCGAGUUCCUCCUCAUCGAGGCAGCGACAAACUCCAGAUCGUCCCCAAGAAACACUUCCCCUACCCUAGCUUACCUGAAUCGUUGA